ACUGAAAUUAGGUUUCCACGCUCUCCAACCCGCACCAAAGAUGCAAAUCUUCGUCAAGACCCUUACGGGGAAGACCAUCACCCUCGAGGUGGAGUCUUCCGACACCAUCGACAACGUCAAGGCUAAAAUCCAGGACAAGGAAGGGUUUCCUCCCGAUCAACAACGACUCAUCUUUGCUGGAAAACAGCUUGAGGAUGGCCGCACUCUUAGCGACUACAACAUCCAGAAGGAGUCUACUCUUCACUUGGUCCUCCGUCUCCGUGGAGGUAUCAUUGAGCCUUCGCUGAA
Messenger RNA from Serpula lacrymans var. lacrymans S7.9, 288 nucleotides. RefSeq lists its product as uncharacterized. The record is from RefSeq and is a predicted model, not a curated record. Lineage: Eukaryota; Fungi; Basidiomycota; Agaricomycetes; Boletales; Serpulaceae. The transcript is spliced from 4 exons. Gene Ontology annotation, biological process: protein ubiquitination; modification-dependent protein catabolic process. Gene Ontology annotation, molecular function: protein tag activity; ubiquitin protein ligase binding. The annotation marks the transcript as partial. Gene Ontology annotation, cellular component: cytoplasm; nucleus.